AUGGAGGCCCUCAAUGCUGCAGCUUUGACCCCUCUGUCUGUGCUCUCUGAUACAAAGACAACAAGAAAACAACCUCUAGUUUCUGCAUGCAAGGGAUCAUCAAGCUUUUCCACCUUAACCAGCAAGAAACCAACGUUGCUGCAAAGUUGCUUAUCAAAAAGUUUUCAUGGGGGAUUGCUUCUUGCAGCUUCAGUUGUGAGUGGUGAUGUUGCCUCAGCUUUGACGUACGAUGAAGCACUGGGGCAACCUUUGAGCUUCCCCGGUUCUGGAGACUUUGAUGUAAGUGGUUUUGUGGAGAGUGUUACUGGCUUUGCAGCUGAGAAUCCUGCAAUUGUUGCAGGGGGAGUGGCUAUUCUGGCUCUGCCAUUGAUUUUGUCUCAGGUUUUUAAGAAGCCUAAGGCGUGGGGUGUUGAGUCUGCUAAGAAUGCAUAUGCAAAACUUGGGGCUGAUGAAAAUGCUCAGUUGCUUGAUAUUAGGGCUCUGGUGGAGAUUAGGCAAGUGGGGUCCCCAGAUGUUGGGGGUCUGAGGAAGAAGGCAGUGUCAAUAGCUUAUAAGAGUGAUGACAAGCCAGGGUUCCUCAAGAAGCUUGCAUUGAAGUUUAAGGAACCAGAGAAUACCACAUUGUUUAUUCUGGACAAGUAA
Sphenostylis stenocarpa is the source of this 642-nucleotide messenger RNA. The record is from the annotation of a GenBank genome assembly. Lineage: Eukaryota; Viridiplantae; Streptophyta; Magnoliopsida; Fabales; Fabaceae.